AUGUGCGGUUCAGACAUCUUUCUUGGGAUCCUCGCGAUCUUCUUCCCCCCAGUUGCAGUGUGGAUUAAAGUAGGCAUUUGCACGGCCGACUCGAUCAUCAAUGUCGUUCUGUGCUGCUUGGCCUAUUUCCCCGGUCUGUUACACGCCUGGUACAUCAUCCUCAAAUACCCCGAACCCGAUUAUGAUGAUCCGAACUACGGGCCUAUUCCCGGCCAAGCCGACCGAAGGAGGGACGCCGAGAACGGCCAGGUGACAUACUACUAUGUCUCGCACCAGGCGAUCCAGCACCCGUCACAGCGAAGCUAUGGCACUGUGGGAGACGCACAAUCUCGGCCAGCGACGAAUGCUCCCCAGCGUCAGCACCCGACUACUAAGCCGCGGCACGCAGAGGGCUAUGGUAGCAGCAGCCAUGCUCAAGAUGACUCUCGGGCACCUCCAACCUAUGCUGAAGCUGUCAAGGGAGACCACAAGGUGCAGUCUGUUGAGUGA
This is a messenger RNA of Aspergillus clavatus NRRL 1, 489 nucleotides long. RefSeq names its product putative stress response RCI peptide. Gene Ontology annotation, molecular function: ubiquitin protein ligase binding. The record is from RefSeq and is a predicted model, not a curated record. Bases 1 to 489 code for a protein of 162 amino acids. Gene Ontology annotation, cellular component: fungal-type vacuole membrane; fungal-type vacuole lumen. NCBI's taxonomy places the organism in Eukaryota, Fungi, Ascomycota, Eurotiomycetes, Eurotiales, Aspergillaceae. The transcript has 2 exons. Gene Ontology annotation, biological process: endosome transport via multivesicular body sorting pathway.